AAGAGGAAACGAAAAUCAACGACAACCGAGAACAAGAAGCCCGGCUUCUUUGCUCGUAUAACUAGAAGGUCAGGACAGGGCAACUACGAGCAGACAGCUGGCGAUGAUGGCGAGAGUGGGAGGAAUUCGCACCAGCUUGACAACGCAUCUUCAAACGGCCAACGCAACAACCAGGCGAACAGCAGCGGCAAUGCUGGCGCGGCCGUCGACCGCAACACCUCUGUUCGCUCCGUCCUUACAUUGCCUGCGUAUCGGCAAAUGGCAAACCCCAACGAACAAGUCCUCGGACGAGAGGGUGAACGAGAUGGAGUAGAUGUUAUUAUUGAUUUGCCUACGGCAGAGGCAGAGGAGGAAGCCCGAGACAACGAGAUGGAGACGCUCUACCAGAUUAGGUUGGCGAGACGGCAGAUGCUAGCGGAGCGCGAGGAUAGGAGAGAACGCCGCCGCGAAGCCCGAAGCCGUAACGAUUAUCGCACGCUCGAGCAGAUCCGUGCCGAGACACGUCUAGCAAACGAGAACACAACCAUCAGCGAGCUCCGAACAACCGUCGACCAAAUCAAGGACAGCCGGCAGCGAUCCGUAUCGAGUGUAUCAUACGCAGAUGUGGGCAUUGCACGUCACGACGGAACGAGGAUUCGGGCAAACAGCACGGAAAGCGAACGAGUAGGGUUGCUCUCUGAUGCGGCCAGCCUGGGACAUCAGCGGGGACGUAGUGGCAGUUCUGCGGUUAGCCACGACGACGACUUUUCGAGUCUAGCACCUGCGCGUUCACAAGGAAGUUCACGAGCGGGCACACCGAACGACGACGGAAGAGCCGGCUCAAGUCCUGAGCUGGUUGAGGCUGAUCUCGGAGAUGAGACCAUGCCUCCUCCUGAGUAUGAAGACAUUCCACUCAAUGACGAUGGGCGGUCCACGACACCCAUAAACGAACCUCCACCGGACUACCCCGGCCCAUACCGGUCCUCUUCGCAACGGACGGCGGAGCGUGACUUGGGUUCGGGGCCGCAGAACGGUGAAGUGGGGCCGGCCGAACAAGCCGGCGACGGGCACGAUGGUAGUGACAACCACGGUUCACCACGCGGACGCGACGGAGCACCUCAAUUACCGAGCCUGAGAAUAUCACAGCUCCCCGAGAUUGUCAUUGAGCCAUCAAGCGCGCACCCACGAGACAACGAUCAACGAUCACUUCGAUGA
This is a messenger RNA of Fusarium vanettenii 77-13-4, 1194 nucleotides long. RefSeq lists its product as uncharacterized. The record is from RefSeq and is a predicted model, not a curated record. Lineage: Eukaryota; Fungi; Ascomycota; Sordariomycetes; Hypocreales; Nectriaceae. The transcript has a single exon. The annotation marks the transcript as partial.